Molecule: messenger RNA, 590 nt
Organism: Beta vulgaris subsp. vulgaris (sugar beet)
Lineage: Eukaryota; Viridiplantae; Streptophyta; Magnoliopsida; Caryophyllales; Amaranthaceae
Product: peroxidase 4-like
Exons: 2
Coding region: 56-517 (153 amino acids)
Biological process (GO): response to oxidative stress
Molecular function (GO): peroxidase activity; heme binding
Source: RefSeq, a predicted model, not a curated record
CCAACAAACUUGCUCCAAGCACACAGCCUAGUUUGUUAGCUAUAUUUGCUUGUUAAUGCUUUUGCUAACAAACAAAUUUAUUUCUAAAAUUAUGGCUUCAUCUUCUUCUGCCAUGGUGUGCUUAGCCAUGGCUUACCUUCUUGUGGCUUCUUUUGGGAGCUCAAAUGCCCAACUAACCACAAACUUUUACUCUAACUCUUGUCCCAAUCUCUUUUCCACCGUGAAAGCCGUUGUACAAUCUGCUAUCAAUAAAGAGGCUAGAAUGGGAGCUUCUCUUCUUCGUUUGUUCUUCCAUGACUGUUUUGUUAAUGGAUGUGAUGGAUCAAUUCUACUAGAUGAUACCUCAAGUUUCACCGGUGAGAAGACUGCAGUACCUAAUAAUGGCUCAGUUAGAGGUUUUGAAGUGAUCGACCAAAUAAAGUCCGCAGUUGAGAAUGUUUGCCCUAGCAUGGUCUCAUGUGCUGACAUCUUGGCAAUUACUGCUAGAGAUUCUGUUGUCAUUGUGAGUAAAAUUUAAGAUGAACAUGUAUUGAUAUUACUUCUGUGAUUAGAUAAUUUCAUUAGUCUAAGAUUAAGUAUAUUUCCAUUGA